This is a messenger RNA of Daldinia childiae, 1671 nucleotides long. RefSeq lists its product as uncharacterized. Gene Ontology annotation, cellular component: nucleus. The record is from RefSeq and is a predicted model, not a curated record. Gene Ontology annotation, molecular function: protein binding. Bases 1 to 1671 code for a protein of 556 amino acids. Lineage: Eukaryota; Fungi; Ascomycota; Sordariomycetes; Xylariales; Hypoxylaceae. The transcript has a single exon.
AUGGACGAGUCCGAGGAAGAGGUUGACCCUCGUAUCGAGUCGCUUCUACACCAGCGCCAAUCAUUGACCAAUGACCUACUGGAGAAUCCAUACGACCUAAUACUUUACAUACAGCGCGCAUUGGUCUAUUCCGACUUAGCUUAUCCCGACUUAGCGGCUGGUGACGCUUACCGCGCUCUGUUAUUAACCGACGAAGUUCGCGAUGAAAGUUUCGAAUACCAUACCCAAGCCUUUGAAGCCCUGACAGAUUACGCCAAUGGUCCUUUUCUAGAGGUAUUAGACCAUGGCUCUCUAUCAGGAACUCAGGCUAGUUUGCCUCUGUUAGAUGACGGCGAAAAGGAUAUUCCUGCCUUCGCUUCGUUGGCGUCUAUUCGCUGUUAUCAAAUAUUGUCCUUGAAUCUUCUGCUAUGCGGUUGUCUAAGGAGUGCUUACAACUUUUGCGAGCGCGGUCUUGCCAUAUCGCCGAAUAACCAGGAGCUCCUAAACACGCGUGAUUAUAUACAUACUGUCAGCCAGCGUAGAAUACGCAAGACGGUCUCUACUGCGAGUGAUCUUCCGGACUGGGGCAUGGUGCGUAGAGAAGUAUAUCCUUGGAAUAGCUACGAACCAGAUCGAUUUUCGGACGAAUCCUUGGCCGUCCUCAACGCUGGAUUGACUGAGAUAGCACCUAAAUGUACUGUCCAAGUUGCAAAGCUACCUAUACUGCUCGGAUGUCCAAGCCGCACGGAUGCGUACGAUAUUAUUCCAACAUGUAACCAACUCGGCGUAUUUGCUAAGGAAUACAUCGCCCCGGGAGAAGACGUACUUGUGGAGUAUUCCUUGGUUACGGCCAAUAAUCGUCUGAAAGAGUCUGUCUGUGAUGCUUGCAGUGGGGAACUCCCACCUCUAGGAAGCGAUUCGACUGCUGUCAACUGUCCAGAAUGCUAUGAUACUGUGUUUUGUACCCAGUAUUGCUUUGAGCAGGCCCAGAAGCUCUACCAUCCAGCAGUUUGCGACAAGGAUACGGAUUCGAUCGCCAGGGAUCCAGAUGCCAAAGAGGCUGAUGCAACUUUACAUCUUUUGCUGCUCGCGCGGGUUUUAGCCAUGGCAGCUCACCAAGGAAUUCAUCCACUUGACGUCAACCAAAUCAAAUAUAUAUGGGGGGACUUCAUCUCCUCCCAGACCAAUGAGAUUGAUUUAUCGCCUAAUGCCGGCCCACCACCGGAUUGGACGCUUCCGUUCUCCUUUUCUUAUAAUAUCGAGACGCCUCUUCACAUUCUUGAGAAAAUGGAUAUCGACAUCUACGCCACCAUUGCUGAUUAUGAUAUAUGGGUAUUUAAUACCUUGUAUAGUAAAUUUCGUGGCACUGCUUCGGCUCGAAAGAACCCUAGAGAUGGGCGACCUGAUGUCGCUGCAGUGCACCCUUACUGGUGCCUUGCCAAUCAUGAUUGCAACCCAAAUGUUACGUGGGAAUGGGGUGGUCGGAUGGUGCUGAAGGCACGGGAGACGCGAGUUGUUGGGAAUGCACCAGGAGGUAUAGAAGUCGGAGAGGAGAUUCUCAAUCACUACUGUGAUGUAAAUCUACCUGUGAAAGAACGUAGGGAGUGGGCGAGCGGCAGUCUCGGUGGCUGGUGCAUGUGCACUAGAUGUCGCGACGAAGCUUCUAACUCCCAGAACAAUACCCCUGGAUAA